Messenger RNA from Oncorhynchus gorbuscha (pink salmon), 3782 nucleotides. RefSeq names its product BRCA1-associated ATM activator 1 (gene brat1). The record is from RefSeq and is a predicted model, not a curated record. Gene Ontology annotation, biological process: DNA damage response; cell population proliferation; positive regulation of protein phosphorylation. Lineage: Eukaryota; Metazoa; Chordata; Actinopteri; Salmoniformes; Salmonidae. Bases 254 to 2929 code for a protein of 891 amino acids. The transcript has 14 exons. Gene Ontology annotation, cellular component: nucleus.
UGAGAUCGGAGAAAAUGCGCAGUUGCUGUUCAUUUCUUUUUAAAUCGAUUUUUUUUUUUUUUACACACAGACCUUGACUGGUCCUUCUUACUUUCCGUAGUGAGGGAAUCCAUGAACGCUCCGGUAAAACGAAACACGGUUUCAAUCCCGCGAGAUACUUUUUAGGCGAUUGCUAUCGAUCAAGCUCCGUCAAUUUGUCCCUAACUUGCUUCUCAGAUAUCUUCAACAUAUACCUAGCCAUCAUCUAAGCAGCAUGGACAGCGAGUGCCUGGUGUUGUUGCCUCGGGUGUGCGCUGUACUAGCGGACCCCAGACAGUCCCUACCAGACGACACCAGCCUGGAGAAACUGCUGGACUGGUUCACUGGUCUCACCAAGGAGGACCAUGGCCUGGCCCUGUUGGAGUCCUGCCCCUGUCUGGUGGACUAUAUAUCCACCGCGUGUCUGGACAAAACUACAGAUCCCAGCAUGCUUUCCUUCAGCCUCAAGCUUUCCGGCCUGCUGGCGGCCAGCCAACACGGCUUCAACCUGCUGCAGCCCCCUCGAUGCCUGACCAAACCCCUCCUCCAGCUACAGACUGACCCCAGCCUAUUCGUCGCCUCGGCCGCAAAUCACCUCCUGGCCCGCCUCCUAACCUUCCACCAGCCGGCUACAACCUCACACACAACCCAGGGGAAUGGCCUCACUGUUCCACCCAAUAAGGAAGAGGUAGAAUUGGACAUAACCAUGGAGACAAGUCCAGGAAGCGGGUGUUCCAUCACCAUGGAGAUCUUGAAGCACCUGGAGAUCUCUCUGGAGUCAGACAGCCACACCCAGGUGCUCCAGGGGCUGAGGCUGCUGGCCCUGACUCUCCCCGAGCUGGAGGCUCCUCUGCGGGGCUCGGUGAUCAGGCGAGUCCUGAGGCCUCUGGAGGGGUUGGUCCGAGAAGGCCGCAGAGCAGUCGCGCAGCCUCUAAUGGACGUCCUGCUGGCUACAUACAGGUCUCUCUGCAGGUCCGGUCCGUGUGACUCCAGACUCGUCUCUCUGAUGGCGUCCAUGUUGAACUCCCAGAAUCCCUCUGACGCUGCUCUGUGUGCCGCCGCCACCCUCCAUCCGGAGACCUGUCCUCCAGGCCUCAGACAGAAGAUCGUAGCUGUUCUGCUGGGACCUCUACAGAUGGUUACUGGAGUAACUCUGCUGGACUGGCCCAAUGACAGACACACAGAUGAACAGACUGACCACAGACACACUGAUCAACAGACCGAUAACAGACAGACUGACACUGACCAGGACAGACAGACGGAGGGUCGUAGCUCUCUCUCUCUCCUGCUGGAUCAUCUCAACCACAAACCCUCCUGUGUCUCUCUGCUCUGCGUCUCCGUGUCCAGCGCUCCCUACAUAACAGACAUGGAUUCAUCUGCCUCCGUCAUCCUUGCUGUGGUGUCACUCCUGAGGAUCUGUAACGGCCACUCCCCCUCACCCGAGAGCAAGGCUGCUAUUGGCUGUAGCAAAGCAUCCACCAACCUGAUUGGAUGCAGCAAGGUCCAGAGGUGUUGCCUAGACUCCCUGGCUAGCCUUAGCACCUGCCCUGGAGCUGUGGAACGGGUGGCGGAGGUGUUCCAUGUUCUAGUGCAGAACCUACAGAACCCUGACUCAGACCCCACCGUGCUCCAGAAGAACUACCAGGCCAUGUUGAGGUGGCUUCGUGUGUCUGCAGAGCCUCACUCACUGGCUGAUCUGGUCACUGAAGAUCUCCUGCCCGUGCUAAAGAAGCGUGUGUGUGACGUGCGUUGGGAGGUUCGAGACUCCACUCUGGAGUUCCUCGGCCAUCUAUGUGAGGCGUUAAGCUGCACCGUCACUCCUAUCCUGCUGGAGGCGCUGUGUGAUCAGGAGAGCUAUGUGAGGGCUAGUGCCAUCUCUGCCCUGGCCAGGACACUACCGCUCAGUGACCAGCAGGGGGAGCCAGAGAACCAGACACAGGAGCAGAUCCUGGGUCAGUUACUAGACAUCCUGUCUCAGGAUUCAGAGGGCUUCCCCAGACGUGCUGUGGUCCAGUUCUUCAUCAGCUGGCUAAAGACACACCCAUCAUCUUCCUCCUCCUCCUCCUCCUCGCUGUGUUCUGUCCUAUCGCUGGGCAGCACUGAUCUGGACUGGGAGGUCAAAGUUCACACCCUGGAGCUGGUUGAGCUCCUAAUGGAGGAAACACUACCAGGUCACCAGGAGUCAGAGCUGGGGUCAACUCCUCCCCCUUACGGUGGCUCUGGAGGGACAAACCUACUAACACACACUGACCUCACACAUCCCUACGCUGUGACGCCAAGCCAGCCCUCACCCCUUCUAACACACACCCCAACUGACACACACACGCCCCUCACACACACACACCCAACUACAUCUGUAGUGUGUGGUCUGUCUCGGUUGGUGGAGCUCGGUGUUAUAACAGCGUUAUUCAAUGGCCUGUUUGAUUGCGACAGACCUGUAGCUUUAAAAGCCUGUAGUCUGUUGCUACGACUACGAGACGCGGUGUGUCCGUCCCGGUCGCUAGGGAAAGGUGCCAUGACAACUGACGACACAACAGUUGCCAAGGUGACUUUUGAUCUGAGGGGUCAGGUUUGGGAGCGGGAGGUCACGAGGAAGUUACAGGAGAAGAGAGGAUCUGAUUGGGUUAAAGAGUCCAGGGAAGUAGGUUGUGAUAGGCCGAACAAGAACAGAGAUUCUGAUAGGACAGACGGGGCUGGUUCCGAAGCCUGCGAUAGGUCGACGGGGAAGAGUGUGUGUGAGGGUAGCGCGAGGGUGUGUGAGGUGCUGUGGUCGUUGGGUCUAGAGGAGAGGCAGAGUGUGUUAUCACAGAGUAGUGACCAUGUCCAGAACUCACCCCUCUCUCUACUGGAGGACAUUCUGAACGCUACAGACACCUCACACACUGACGAGGUUACAGUAGACUGUUACUGACACCUCACACACUGACGAGGUUACAGUAGACUGUUACUGACACCUCACACACUGACGAGGUUACAGUAGACUGUUACUGACACCUCACACACUGACGAGGUUCUAGUAGACUGUUACUGACACCUCACACACUGACGAGGUUCUAGUAGACUGUUACUGACACCUCACACACUGACGAGGUUACAGUAGACUGUUACUGACACCUCACACACUGACGAGGUUCUAGUAGACUGUUACUGACACCUCACACACUGACGAGGUUCUAGUAGACUGUUACUGACACCUCACACACUGACGAGGUUACAGUAGACUGUUACUGACACCUCACACACUGACGAGGUUACAGUAGACUGUUACUGACACCUCACACACUGACGAGGUUACAGUAGACUGUUACUGACACCUCACACACUGACGAGGUUACAGUAGACUGUUACUGACACCUCACACACUGACGAGGUUCUAGUAGACUGUUACUGACACCUCACACACUGACGAGGUUCUAGUAGACUGUUACUGACACCUCACACACUGACGAGGUUACAGUAGACUGUUACUGACACCUCACACACUGACGAGGUUCUAGUAGACUGUUACUGACACCUCACACACUGACGAGGUUCUAGUAGACUGUUACUGACACCUCACACACUGACGAGGUUACAGUAGACUGUUACUGACACCUCACACACUGACGAGGUUCUAGUAGACUGUUACUGACACCUCACACACUGACGAGGUUACAGUAGACUGUUACUGACACCUCACACACUGACGAGGUUACAGUAGACUGUUACUGACACCUCACACACUGACGAGGUUACAGUAGACUGUUACUGACACCUCACACACU